AUGAUAUCUGGAUAUUUGUAAGAUAAAUUAAUAGCACAAUCAACAAUUUAGGAAGUUAAUGGGACUGAUAUGUUGGCAACUUUAGGUAUAUAUGAUUAUUAAUAUAGAAAGAAGAACUACAAAAAUCUAUAUGGGUGGAUAAUCUCAAUAACAAUUGAACCCAUUAGAUUUAGUUUAAAUUAGUAGUGCAUUACCUUAAUUUUCCCUUUAAUAAAAUAUUGAUCCAAGAUUAUAGAAUCUUUUAAACUCAAAUUAUUAAUAACAAAUAUCAUAAUUAGCCUCUUAUCCAAAUAUUGAUUUGAUUAAUUAGGUCAAGGUAAUUGAUAUAUCAAUAUAAUUAGGAAUAAGCAAAAGUUGUUAGAAUGCAUUAUUAAGCUUGA
Molecule: messenger RNA, 380 nt
Organism: Paramecium pentaurelia
Lineage: Eukaryota; Ciliophora; Oligohymenophorea; Peniculida; Parameciidae
Source: the annotation of a GenBank genome assembly